UUCAGUUUACGUAUAAGUUAUUUAGUUUAAGUAGUGCUCGCGAGAUCAUCAUCUCACAGAGUCACUAGUUUAUUUAAAGUUAUAAAUAACUUUAUUUAGCAUUUAUUUGUAGCAUACAAUUAACACCUACAGUUCAACCUUACGUUUGUUACGUUUGUUUAUAUUCACCACAUAUUACAUCACAUUAAUAACCGGGUCUAUCAUCAUCAUAAUUUUAAGAACAGAAGAAGAAGCUCUUGUCGGUGGAGUAAUCGACAUUCUGUUCUUAUCUCUGCCACUGUUUUGAGCUGCUGAUGCGUCACUCUUUGAUUUCUUUUAGCUUGGUCCAAAAAUGUAUGUCUCGGUCUUCCUCUGCCUCUAUUUUUUGCUAUUUAUCUUUAAAUUAUAGACUUUAUGUAAGUAUCUUGCCGUAUCAGGUGCCCCAACAUGUUUCCCCUUCUAUUUUCAAUCAUUCUCCUCUCUUCUCUCACCUACUACAUCUACUACUUCUGUGUUUGUUUUCCUCUCUUUCCAGCUUAUACCUUUAAUUCUAUUCGCCGGGUCUAAGCGAAUUUAUUUUGUUUUCUUUAUUUACCGACAUUUUGAGACAGGUUACAUUGGUUAUGGUCGCGGCUAAAUGAUAUCUCAACAAAAUGUAAAAAAAGAGAUUUGUGUUACUUAUAAAUGUGUUUUAGUGUGUGGUCAAAACGUUUAAAACGUUUUAAAUGUUAUAUAGGUAUUCACCACACUUUGAGAUAGGGUGCGCCGCGCUGUCAACGUGAUCUUUACCUUACAGGUGAGUUAAUGCAUAUUAUUUGCAUGACAUACAACCCCCCAGGGCUCUCAAUUAACUCGGCGUAAACAUUGUUAGUGUCCAAGCUAAUUAGAAGUGGCUUUUGACCCAAUUACUUAUAAGCGCAAUUAAGGAAAUUCAGUUGCAAAUAGACUUGAAGGGUGAACAGUUGUGUCCAGAGAUGGAAGAGGAAGAAGGUGUAUCCGGAGAGUUUGGGAAGGUGUGCAUCAGGAAGCAAAGGAGAAAGCGGCAGAAGCUCCUCAUCAUAGAACUGUUCCUGGACUUCGCGAAGAACACCACCCUCCACGGCCUGCGGUACAUCACUGAAGUUGGACUUACAGUUGUAGAGAAAGUGUUUUGGGUCCUAACGUUCGUGGCCAGUGUGGUCCUGUGCUUCAUCCUGAUCGAACGAGUGUGGCACAAGUGGUGGUACAGCCCUGUCAUCGUGUCGUUCAACGAAAUGAUGAUUCCUGUCGGAGAAGUACCAUUCCCAUCCAUUACAAUAUGUCCGCAGUGGAAAUGCAAAACGUCGGCUUAUCGAUACACGGAAAAAUUUGUAAAGUAUGGAAAACGACGCAAACCCAAUAACAAUAUCGAUAGAGAGUCUUUAUUUUCAUCAGAAGUUAAUGAGGAGGAUGAGAGAAUAUUACUUGAAGAUGCUUUCUUGGUCUGUGAAAACUUUUACAGAUACUUGACGCUUCGAAACAAAUCGAAUGAAUCUCUUGUAAACAAUUUAAUACACAUGGCACCAGAUGUAGAAGAAGUGAUGCUUUCCUGUUCGUGGAGAGGUCAGGGGGUGCCAUGUGGAGAGUACUUCAAAGAAGUUCUCACCAGCGAAGGCGUGUGCUUUAACUUUAACUCUUUAUCAUAUGACGACAUUUUCAGAACCAAAAGCAUUCAAAACGAAUACAUCUAUCUAAAUGCUUCAACCCCAGCAAAUAAAUGGAAUAUUAUUUCUGGAUAUUCGAGUCCAACUUCUAAAAGAAAAAAGAAGAAGACAAAAGGAAAAAGAGCAAAAGUAGAAGAUGAUUCAGAAGAAUAUCCACGGCGUGGCCAGGAAAAUGGUGCGCGACCGGAUCUAGAAAUUAUACUCGUUGAAAACGCGACAGAUGUAGACGAAUCUUGCAAUAGUCUGUCUAAUGGCUGGAAAAUCUACCUCCAGCACCCAGCUGACAUGCCCCAGGCGUCAUUGUACUACUACGCAGCCAUCCCCGAUCAAGUCACCUCUUUGGCUCUAAAAUUCAGUAUCCUUAAUACGUCGGAAAGCUUGAUGAACUACAAAUCUGAACAGCGUCAAUGCUACUUCCCCAAGGAUCGCAAGCUCCAGUACUUCGCGACGUACACGCCAGACAACUGCCGACUGGAGUGCCUGUCGCUGUACACCUAUAAGCGGUGCGGAUGCGUGUGGUAUCACAUGCCUCACCACAACAGUUCAGAAAUAUGCACAGCGCAGCAAAGACGGUGCGUUGAAAAGGCACAAGAUGACUUGGCUUCAAAUAAACUAAAGCGGAGCAAAUGUAAUUGUUUGCCGUCGUGCGACAGUGUUCAUUACGAUGCAGAAAUACUCAAAACUAACUUUGAUAUCAAAAAACAUAUUAAAGCUAUGAACAAAAAGUAUGAUUACACUAUAUCAGACAACUACAAUUAUUCAAGGUUGGAAAUUUACUUCAAAGAGCCCCGAUUCGUGUCCAUGCGGCGAUCAGAGCUAUUCGGAUUAACUGACUUCCUGGCCAAUUGCGGAGGGCUGCUGGGCCUGUUCCUCGGGUUCUCCUUCCUCAGCCUUGUUGAGAUCUUCUACUUCUGUACUCUAAGAUUAUGGUGUACACUGAAAAAGGACAUCAAAAUAGAAAAGAAGAAGUUGAAGGAAAGCAUGUACAGAAAAUAGCUUUUUUUACAGAAUACAUACUGUACCUUUUUAUAAUGUCUGUAAAUCUUUCUCAAAAACUAAAAUGAUUUAAUAAUUAUUUCUCUAAGUGAACGUUGUAUUUUGCCAAUAAAUGUGUAGUAUGUGUGUAGUACGUAAAUAAUUGUUACAUUCAUAUUUAAAAAGAAAUACUUACAUAAUAUUUUUUUUUAUAAAAGAAUAUUUAAAUGAAGCACAAAAUACGAUACUCGAUAGCCUUGAAUUUGUACAACAAUCCCCCCUUUUGAUAAAAGAACCGCGUCACCUAUCUUCCAGGGAACUCUGAAAUUAUACGUCGUCAACGUCGUCGGACUGACGACCGCGCGAGAUUUAUUGCGCCGGCGCAUCAAAGCGGACAAGAUGGCCGCCGCCGCCAUGUUUAGAUCGCGUCGUGUCUCGUUAGAAGUUUAUUAUUCAAUCAGCUGCCUUAUCUGAUAGCUUCGAUUGCAGCGGCGAAUUAAGUGGAGAUAAUUUUGCGGAAAAAGCGAGGCGUCAAGUCCUGGUAGGUUACUUACUACUCACUUACUUGUCCUUAAAUAGACCAGUUUUUUUUUGGGAAAUCAAUAUGAUGAAUUUGCUGCUAGUUAAAAUUAUAAAUAACAAAAUAAAAUCUCUGUCUUCUUCGUCGUUCUUUUUCUAUCAAAAGGUUUUAGAACCUUAAAUAGGCGUAAAAAAUGAUUCAACUGAUGAGCUGUCUUCCUACUGCCCAAUAUUCUUAAUAAAGAACACUUUAUGUUAUGUGGUUCCUGUCGAGGAGUU
Molecule: messenger RNA, 3434 nt
Organism: Cydia pomonella (codling moth)
Lineage: Eukaryota; Metazoa; Arthropoda; Insecta; Lepidoptera; Tortricidae
Product: pickpocket protein 28
Exons: 14
Coding region: 954-2657 (567 amino acids)
Biological process (GO): sodium ion transmembrane transport
Cellular component (GO): membrane
Molecular function (GO): ligand-gated sodium channel activity
Source: RefSeq, a predicted model, not a curated record